GUAGUCUACAUAUAAGUCCACCAGUUAAUCCCUACAGGGGUUGUUCAGGCCUAGUUAGCUUCACUAAACAAGGGUUAACUCCCAAGGAUUCAGGGGUAAGACAUGUCACGAUUGGUCCCACGCAAGCUAACAAACCCAUCGCGCCUUGGAAUUUGUGCAUGAAAGUCCAAUUUCAAAUGCGACGCUGUCGUUUCCAAGUUUUCCAUGUUUUUUACACUUCAUAAAAAGGUGGUUACCGCCGUCAUGUUAAUUGUUGCUGGGGUUAAGAUCUUUCAGAUCGAUCGAAGAUGUUUUGUGGGUGAUACCGACAUGGAUCGAUAGAAACGACGACGAGAAGGGCGAUGCGAAAAAUGCGUAUCCUAAAUGUAUUCAUCGCGACACUAUUAGCAACGGAGGUAGCUGCAGAAUGUGAAGCUAACGAAUGCCUUCGGGCUGUGCAAAAUGCGGCAUCAUCGCUUAGAAAAGAAGACUGCCAGUCAUUUGCACGAGUAACUAUUACUCCAGCAACGAGCACUGUCGUCAGCUCUAUUACCGUCACAACAACAGGAACUACUGCUAGGACGACAACGCAAACGACAACGAGUUCCGCGCAACCACCGAAACGAUGGCUGCAGCGACAUGAAGUCAUUAAUGUCUUAAUGGGGAGAGCUGUAAGCGAUGAUGGUCCGAUUACCGCGAGGGCGACAUCUAUUCCGACGUACGCAUCUCCUUGCGCUUCGGCUGCUUAUGAGUCGGCGUGUUCAUGCUUCGGAAUAACCCAGACCACCGUAACAGCAUCAGCAUCAACGACUACUAAGACUCCGCGUAUAGUAGAAACCACGACUAUAGCAGCUAUUCAUACGACUACAAAGUAUGCACUUGGUCAUAAUAGCUCGUCACUAUUCGGAAAUUCUACUAGUGGCAGGUUCGGGAACUCAACAGCACUUCAUCGGAACACAACAAGCUCAGGGAUAUAUUCGAGCUCAAUUUUCACUUCAAGCUUUUCGCUAGGGUCGAGCGAUGCGAAAACCUCCACCGACAAGUAUAGGCUGAAGAGCCCCUCGAUAGCGGAAGCGACCUCUAGUAGCGAACCUGAUAUCACACAGUCUAACACCAUCUCGAGCACGGCAGUCCAAACAAGCAUUUCGAGCGGGUUUGGUAACACGACAGGUUCCUCAUCUCCCAAUGCGACAGUAGGUCUCGGCAAAUUUUCGAACUCGACAAGUGCCACAAGGCGACCCAGUGCGGCGAGUGUGACGGGCUUCCAAAGCGGUACAGCUGGAACCGCUGGUGCUCUCACGAACGCGACCAUCGCAGCACCGUUCUUAAAUUCCACGCGAGCGGCAACAGCCAACGUAACAAGCAGCGUGACAAAGUUGUUAUCAAAUGCGACGACUUCAGCUCCAUUCAUGAAUAUAACAAGCGUCCCCUCUUUACGCAACCACACACUGGCCCCAUUCCUCAACAGUACCCAUCACAACAUCACCGUACUCUCCGCCAACGCAACAAGAACCGCUCCAUUUGCAAAUUCAACAAGUUCAGUUCGCUUCGCUAAUACGACUUCCACCGUACCCAUGGCGACACCAACGUCCACCACCCUCUGCGAAAAGGUCUCAGAUUCUUUCGCUCUGCGUGUCGCUCAACCCGGUGGUAUGUUCGAUGGGUGGUACGUGCAACUCAGCGGCGACGGCGCGAUAUUUAAUCCUUCAGUGGACCGCGCUUCGCGGUUUAGUCUCGACGAGGGGGAUGCAGAUAGGCAGCAUUUGUGUUCGCUAGGUGGGGCGGGGUUGGUCGGGAAUUCGAGCGCUGUGGUGGCUAUUGCGGAGAAUCGUACUGAAAGUGCGGGCGGAGAUAAUGGCGAUGGGAGUGGGAGUGCGGUUUAUUUCGUCGAUCCGGAUUUGUUGGAUGAGAUUGAGAAUAAACAGCAUGGGUGGUAUGCGCCGUUAGAAUGUAAUGGAGCUGGGUCCGCGCCGAAUUCGACGGCGAAGGUAGCGAGAGCAGCCGCGGGGACGCUAGCUUGCGCUCAGGGCGCGAUGGAGUAUUGGGUCGGGUGUGGCCUAGGUUUGGACAUUACGAGCGAGGGAGGUGGUGUGGCGGUGGUUGACGGGUGGAAUUGUACUUCUAUCACGCUGUCGAUUGAGUAUACUCAGUCAUCUUAAGGGCGGCUGUCAGAGUUGGCCCCCUAUCGUCACAGGAAAGGACCCUGGCCUGGGGUAUGAAAGCAGAAAUGUUUCUAAGACAAAAGGGCUUGUAGACCUGCGUAGGUACUUAUUGCACACCAAUAAGAUUGCUAUCCCCCUUGGCAUAGGGGUUAUUACCUACCUACGUGCCCCCUAUAUCCCAAG
Hypoxylon trugodes is the source of this 2324-nucleotide messenger RNA. RefSeq lists its product as uncharacterized. The coding region runs from base 342 to 2138 and encodes 598 amino acids. The transcript has 3 exons. Lineage: Eukaryota; Fungi; Ascomycota; Sordariomycetes; Xylariales; Hypoxylaceae. The record is from RefSeq and is a predicted model, not a curated record.